Molecule: messenger RNA, 1551 nt
Organism: Suillus subalutaceus
Lineage: Eukaryota; Fungi; Basidiomycota; Agaricomycetes; Boletales; Suillaceae
Product: DNA polymerase alpha/epsilon subunit B-domain-containing protein
Exons: 7
Coding region: 1-1551 (516 amino acids)
Biological process (GO): DNA replication; DNA strand elongation involved in DNA replication
Cellular component (GO): delta DNA polymerase complex
Molecular function (GO): DNA binding
Source: RefSeq, a predicted model, not a curated record
AUGACAACCCUUGAUUCAAUACCAACUCCAUCAUGUCCACUUGUCCGACCGACAACCACCGUUGUUCCUCCAACCGAGAUGACGCCGUCUUUCUUGAUAGACACAAAGAACAAGUCUUACAAGCACCAAUAUGCAAAUAUAUACUUUACACGUCUGACAUUACUGAGAAAUGCAGUGGAGAAGCGGGCAAAAGCUAGGUGGGAUGGACUACAAAGUGAACCGCUCUAUGUAGCACGCGUCCUUGAUGUUGUUAAAUCUCAACUAUGUUGGGUAAUUGGUACAGUCUACAUGGACAUGCCACUCAAGCCGAAUGUUCUGGAAGACAUUGGCCGGGAUCAUUCCAUCCCGGCUCCACCACCGCGUGAGAAAUUCUACUGCGAUGAAGACAGCGUUAUGUUGGAGGAUGAGUCGGGUCGUCUUAAAUUAGUCGGUGACCGUGUCGGUGAGGAACGCCUAGUCACAGGCGUCAUAGUCGCCGCUCUGGGUAUGGAAACGCCCACAGGAGACUUCGAAGUUGUAGAUAUGUGCACUGCGGGACUUGCAACAUUUGCAGAGGAAGAAUUUCUUGGCUCAAACGCCAUGGAUAUGGAUGUCGACUCUUCAUCCACGCAAGAUGAAUAUGUGGCCGUCAUUUCGGGACUAUCCAUUGGGUCACCCUCACCUGCGGAUGCGCAAAUCCAAAUGCUUGUGGAGUACCUCACCGGAGAAGCAGGUGGUCCUGAGGACCAACAAUUAGCAUCACGAAUAACACGGCUUAUCAUCGCCGGAAAUUCGCUAUCACUUGCGGAAUAUGGUGAAGAGGGUGACGACGAGAAGAGACCAAGAAAAUUCGGCGCUUCAGCACAGGCAGUUUUUUCUCCUCAUCCGAAUCUUGCUCUUUCCGCUCAUCUUCAUGAUUUAACUUCCGCACUUCCUGUCCACAUAUUGCCUGGAGAGGAUGAUCCUUCUGGAACCAUUCUUCCACAGCAGCCUUUCCCCCGUGCGAUGUUCGGGAAGGCUGCAGCAUUCGAGUCAUUCCACUGCGAAUCAAAUCCGGCCUGGCUUCGCGUAAGAUGUGAUGAAGCCGAGUCACCGAUACCGAACGAAGGGCGAACUUCGUCUUCUCAAUCAAAUCAUCCGCCUGUCACUCGCAGCCUAUUGGUGACCUCUGGACAGCCUGUUCUUGACAUGUACAAAUAUCUUCCAACCCCGCCCUCGAGCCUCGUGUCGAUCGCUGCUUCAACCCUAAGAUGGCGCCACGUUGCUCCAACUGCUCCAGACACACUGUGGUGUCAUCCUUAUCGGGACCGAGACCCUUUUAUUUUGUGGGAAACCCCGGAUAUUUACCUUGUUGGCGGGAUGCCCCAAUUCGGUACGGAGCUGGUGGGUUCAGAAGAUGGAUCGGGCAGGGCAGGAAGAUAUUGCAGAAUUGUUCUGACGGGCGUUCUAGUGCUUGUCAAUCUGCGGACUUUGGAAGUGCAGCGCGUGGAUUUUGGGGUUGAGGGAUUGAGUGCGGGUGGCGGAGAGCAGCAGCCUUUAGGAGAUGAUGGAGAUGCCAUGGCAGAAGGCUGA